UUUACUUACCUAUCGAUGAGUUAUAUAGUCGCGCGCGUCGUUCGCUGCCGAAGGUGCGAGUUACGCAGCAGCAGGUUGAUUGACGACUCCCACGUGAAAAGGCCGCUCGUCUUCCGCAGUCCGUUCGUCAAUGCAGCAGGGCAGCGCUGUUAACCUGGUCGCCACUCAUCAACAGUUUAUACAUAAACACAUAGACUCAGACCCAAUCACCGCAAUCCCAAGGCUCAAGCACUAGGCGGCACAGACCUUGCAAGCGAUAGCACGUUUGCUCUCCCCGUUCUCUUCUGCCGCUCUUAUCGCGCUGGUGGCAGCAGAAGUCAUCAGCAACGGUAUACACGUGACGAUGCGUCGCGUUUUGAAGAAAGUAUUCCAGAAAAACGAACGUCAGGAUGAUAGCGACUCUAUUUUGGACCUGAACCCGACCAGCGACCGCUCGUUGGGCGCGAGUUCCGACGUAUAUCUACCAUCUGCCUCGAGUUCACCUUUGGCGCGCGGACUGAGCCCGGCUGUUGAGCCGCUUCUGAGGAGCGCGGCCGAAGCUGCGGGCGUGGGGCCUUCUGCCAAGCCCCCGGCCGUGUACCAGACGCACAUCGGCGGGCUCCACCCGCUCACUACUCACCCGCACCCGCAACAGCUUCCCCAACCCAGCCAGCAGCUGCCCUCGCCGCUCAAGCCGCACCCACCUGCGGGAGCCCCGCCCUCGCCCAGCAGCCUGCCCGCCCUGGCCAGCUCAUCCCCCGUGGGCGCGCCCGCGCCCCCCGGCGCCGACGUGCCGGUAACCACCCUGGCCGCGCAGGUGGUUGCGGCGCCCGGUAACAUGGCGGUUGCGUCAGCGCCGAGCACGCCGCCCGCCGCCCAGCCCGCGCCGGACGCGGCGGCGGCGACGUCGCUGCCCAGCCCGCCGCGCGACCACGUCGCGCCCAAGACGUACGAGAGCGUCACCAUCGCCAUGGGCCGCCACUGCCCGCCCGCGCUGCGCCGCCCCGUGUGGCACGUGACCGACUUCGACCUGCGGCGCCUCAUGUACAACGGCGCCAUCAGCAUGGUUUACCACGCGGUGGACAAGCGCAGCGGCAUCACGGUGGCGCUCAAGCUCUACAAGCGCAUCAAGCUCAACGAGAUCGAGAGGCACCAGGUGGCUCGUGAGAUCCGGCUGCACUCGGAGCUGGCUCAUGACUCCAUCAUCGCGCUGUACGCGGCGUGGAAGGACCGCGCCUACGUCUACUUGGCGCUGGAGUGGGCGCCCGGGGGUGACGUGUACAGCUACCUCAAGUCGCAGCGCGGCCGCCUGGCUGAGGAGCUGGCUGUGCCGCUCAUCCUGGAGCCCUUCAUGGCGGGCCUGGCCGUCAUCCACGACCGCGGCCUCAUCCACCGAGACAUCAAGCCCGAGAACAUGCUGCUCACCAACAGCUUCCAGGUGAAGAUUGCGGACUUCGGACUGUCCAUUGAUUCCAAGCAGGAGAUCGCCAACACACGCCUGGGCACCAUCGACUACCUGGCCCCUGAGAUCCUGGACUGCCCUGUGAAGCAACACCCCGAGGACCACAAGGACAGACCCGACACAGGAUACACCAACAAGGUGGACUGCUGGAGUGUGGGCGUGCUGGCAUACGAGCUGCUGGUGGGGCAGCCGCCCUUCGCGGCGCCCUCGGCCCAGGAGACGCUGCGGCUGAUCCGCACCAAGAAGGUCGAGUACCCCAACUGGCUGUCUGCCGACUCCAUCAGCUUCAUCAGCUCCGUGCUGGUGCGCGACCCCACGCUGCGCCCCUCCAUCCUGGAGCUGCUGCAGCACCCCUGGAUCCUCAAGUACAGCCGCCGGGAGGGCGCGGCGGGCGGCGCCGGCGGCCGCGGCCGCGCGCGCAUGCUGCGGCGCGGCACCGUGGACGGCGGCGGAGUGGGUCAGCUGGUGCGCAGCAACACAGUGGGCGGCGUGGCGGACCUCGUGCCCCUUGCGGCCCACCAGCAACAGCAGCAGCAGCAGCAGCAACAGCAGCAACAGUUCAUGCCGCACCCGCCCGCCGGCGCCCAACCGCCAGCCAACAACGCCGCCGCCUUCCAGGCGCAGCUGGCGGCGGCCGCCGCCAACGGCCAACUGCUACAGCCGCAAUACCAAAUGCUGCAGCAGCAGCAGUACCUGCAGCACCACCACCACCACCACAUGCAGCAGCACCAGCACCAGUCGGCGCUGCAGCACGCGCAGACGUACGGGCACGGCCACGCGCUGGACGGCAACAACGCGGCGGCAGCGGCGGCGGCGUACGCACAGCUGCAGGCGCAGGCACAGCAGCUGCAGCUGCAGCAGCAGCUGCAGGCGCAGCAGCUGCAGCAGCAGGCCUUCCAGCAGCAACAACUGCAGCUGCAGCAGCAGCUGGCGGCGCAGCAGGCGCAGCACCUGCAGGCCGCGGCGGCGGCGGCCGCCACCGCCCACAGCGGCGGCGGCGCCGCCGGUAACACCCCCAUGAUGAUGAUGCUGGAUGACUCAGAGAUGGAUGGCGGCGGCGCCGCCGCCAGUGGCGGCGGCGUGCCGCUUUACAGCAUGGCAUUGCCGCCGCCAGGUGUGCCCGCCGGCAUUGCCGCCGCCGCCUGCCCGCUGACGUCAUCGGCGCCGCCGGCGGCGCCGUCCCACGCCGCCGGCGGCUUGGCGCCGCCAGCGGCGGCGGCGGCAGCGGCGGCGGACAAGACUGCGGGUUCCGCGCUGGCACGCAAGCUCAAGUUCUGGAGCUCCGCCUCCUCCACCAACGCCACCCCCGUGCAGGCGUCCAUGCCGCAGCCCACGCUGCUGCAGCUGGGCGGCGGUGCCGCCGCCGCAGCUGGCGGCGGCGCCGCCGGCGCGGCGCUGACGUCGCUGAGCUCGCCGUCGUCGGGCCGCGUGGGGCCGCUGCCUCCGGUGGCGGCGCCGGCGGCGGCGGCGGCUGGCAGCGGCGGUGGUUUGUUCGCGCGGCUGACGGCGUCCAAGUCCAAGGGCUCCGUCAGCGGCGGCGGCCUGCCGUUGUCGACUUCGCCGGGCGCGCCGUCGCCGGUGGCGGCGGCGGCGGGCAUGGGCUCCGCCAUCGGUGCGGUGGCAAUGCUGUCGGCGGCGCCGGGCUCGCCGGCUCGCCUGGGCUCGCCUGCGCGCCUGGGCGGCAGCGUGUCAAAGACGGCGUCGAUGCUGGCGGCGGCGGCGGCGGCGGCCGCGGCGGCGGGCGGCGAGGCCGGCGGCUGUAGCCCCAUGGAAGUGGAGGGCUCGCCGCACACCGCCGCCAGCCGUGGCGCCUCAUUUGCGCGCAACGUCGGCCUUGCGCAGUAGCGGCGGUUGCACGUUGCUGCGUACGUGCUGCGGUGUGGAUAGACGCAAGCAAGGGACCGAAGGGACCGAAGAGAGCCCGCCGUGGCCCGUCUGUCGGCAAAUCAGCGCAGGGCUAGGAAUGACCCUGCUUGCUUGUGGCAUUGCAAGAGAGGCGCGACGUUGGAUGGGCAGCGUCAGGAGAAGCGAGCGCAACCAGACAUCUGACUUUUAUCGACCGUGCGUGUCGCUCGCCGUGGCUACCUUACGGGACCUACCGCGGGCGUGCACUGCAGCGGUGUUUUAAUUACUGUUGACAAUGCAAGUGCGUUACCGCUAGCACACAUGAGUACGCCGUGCCAGUGUGCACCGUCUUCAAUCGUAGCAAGGGUAUCCGGUGGCGUGCGCCUUUUUCAGCGCGCGUGAGCGAGAAACGGGGUUGCAGAGUCUUGUUUCGUACGUAAUCGAGCGAGCCUGCAUACAGGGGCUGAAAUGACAGAAGGGAGAUUGGUACGGUACGUGAUCCGGGCGCGCGGAGUGGAACGUGUGGGUUGUGUUUCUUGUGAAGCAAGGCCGCAGGGUUUGGACACGGAAGUGGCUGCAUCGCCCAGUGCUGCGAGGGCUGUUGCCUACUGCUGCCGUUAGCAGCGAGCUAAUAUCAAUAUAAUAUAGCUACAAAUUUGGAUGCUAUUUGGUGAUUUCUGGGCUGUCGAUGUGAUACAUACUGGAUGUGGUACUGGAUGCAGCAGGGCGUACACGGAACGGACGCGCAGUUUCAAGGUUGUGCUUGUACGCUGCUGCGGCGGGAAACGCUCUUAUGCCCACCACAUAUCCUGCCCAGCCCGCCGCUGCCGCGCAAAGCUGCAACAUGAUACGAGUCCCAGUACCACUGGAGAUGGUGUGUGGUGGAUGAUGCGGAGAUGCAACAAAAGGAGUAAAGCAGAUUGAGAUUCCAUUGAGAAUCUUUGCUGGCUGGCACCCAUGCUGGAUGCUUUGGGGGGGUCCUGCGUGUUUGAUGCCCAGGCUCCCAGUCGUGUUCGGGAAUGCCCUGUGCGCGAGCCAUCAGUGGCAUGC
Messenger RNA from Chlamydomonas reinhardtii, 4336 nucleotides. RefSeq lists its product as uncharacterized. Gene Ontology annotation, molecular function: ATP binding; protein kinase activity. Lineage: Eukaryota; Viridiplantae; Chlorophyta; Chlorophyceae; Chlamydomonadales; Chlamydomonadaceae. The record is from RefSeq and is a predicted model, not a curated record. The transcript is spliced from 14 exons. Gene Ontology annotation, biological process: regulation of cytokinesis; mitotic spindle organization; protein phosphorylation. The coding region runs from base 344 to 3286 and encodes 980 amino acids. Gene Ontology annotation, cellular component: spindle midzone; spindle pole centrosome; chromosome passenger complex.